Canariomyces notabilis is the source of this 3407-nucleotide messenger RNA. RefSeq lists its product as uncharacterized. The record is from RefSeq and is a predicted model, not a curated record. Lineage: Eukaryota; Fungi; Ascomycota; Sordariomycetes; Sordariales; Chaetomiaceae. Bases 143 to 3184 code for a protein of 1013 amino acids. The transcript is spliced from 4 exons.
CGACUCGGGGACUCUUAUCGUGCGUUUUUAUUCCCUAGCGACUUCCAUUUCCUUCGAUGCUCUGCAUCGCUCCGAUGGGCUAAAGGGUCUUAUUCAGCCCUCGUCCAAUAGGCCAUUCUUCACUCCCACCUCGUCAUACAAGAUGGAGUCGGCACCCCCAGUGGUCGACGAGUCCACCUGGGAUGAGAUUGAGGCAAACUACUUCGCAUCAAUGCGGGCGCAUCGUGAACAGCAGAGCCGCGCUCUUGAGGAUGAAUACCGCGCAAAGAGCGAUGAGAUCAAGUCGGCGAUGCUUGACAAUUUCCACGCCCAGUCGGAGCUUCUGCGCAAGCUCCAGGCGCUCAAAGACCAGCACGCAGCCAAAGCUGCCGAACUCAAGGAGUUGGAGAGCGAGUUCAAAGCGAUACAAGAUGCACGAGCACGCGAUUAUGCGCGUGAGGAUGAAACCAGACUCGCCUGGUUCAGAAAGUUUCGCCACCCCGAUCUGGCCUAUCGGCCUGCAGAUGCAUCGGAGCAAGACAAGCCUGAUGGAGAGCCGGAUGUAGCUGAGGCCGGUGAAGAUGCCCUCGCGCAUGAGCAAGCAGAGCCAGCUCUGAACGGCGACAGGCCAGCCGAUCGGGAGCCGGUAAACGGUCACGAGAUGGAGGAUGAUGACAUGGAUGGAAUCGAGGUUAUUGGUGGACCGGAGUUUCCCUUGCACAUAAUAGCCUCACAGGCUGAGAAUCCAGCGGACGACACCGAAGUCGCUGAGGCGCCCGCCAUUUCACCAAGAGCUGAGGAACCUCCAAGCAAUGAGGAACCGCACGUCGAACCUGCCAAGGAGAGGGAAGUGACUUCCACGGAGAGCGAACAGAUUUCCAAGGAGAGCGAGGAGAUUUCCAAGGAGAGCGAGGGGAUUUCCAAGGAGAGCGAAGUGAUUUCCAAGGAGAGUGAAGAGAUUUCCAAGGAGAGCGAAGAGAUUCCCAAGGAGAACGAAGAGACUAUACCCGUCGAUGCUUCAGCUGCCAACGGCACUGGUUUGAUCGAAGCCCCUACCAGCACUCUGGAAACGCCAGCAGUGCCAGACUCGCCCUCAUCGUCUCUUUCCUCCGAGCUAAGCUCAAGACACACGACGCCGGUAUUGGACACGCCCGUGUCUCCCGCAAAAGAGUCACCGAUGCUGGCGACUCCCGAGGAGAAUGCCUUUGGUACGGUCGAGGUCUAUAACGACUCAGGAGAGUUGAUAGGACAGUUGCUUCCCAUUGCGAAGAAUAACCCCCUUGUCGAGGCCAUUACGACUCUCCCCGUCAAGCGACCCGUUCAGAUUCGGAAAGGCCGCAAGUUCACCGCUCAAGAUCUCGAGUCAAUCCGACAUCCCCCGGCCGAUGACAAGAGGGGAGCUAAAUGGCUCAGUGUCUACAUUCAGGCAACGGGCGAAGUACAGGGACGACCGUGCCAGGAAUGUUCCACCAAAUAUGGAUUAUUCCAGGAAUGUGUAAUGAUUGAUGACGAGGACUUCCCGCGGUGCGGGAACUGCGAAUGGAACAGGCGUGGCUGUUCCGGCGCCACCUUGAACCCGCCGCCGGGUUCUCGCAGUGGCAAGCAGCCUGCCAAGAAUUCCGCACGCUCGUCCGGCGGAAGUUUUACGGCUGUUAACGCACCAUCCUCAAGCAGAGCAGCCAAAGAGGAAGUGGGCAGUGACGAGGAGGCUAUCCGCGGUAGCACCAAGAAACCGCAACGCAAAGCACUGCCGAGCACGCGGAAAUCGCACGCGCAGACAGAGGCACCAUCCACAUCGGAGCUCCCAAGUCAAUCACCGGAGGAUGACGACGCUCCGAUUCUGCCCGAGAUCAACAAGGAGGUGCUGUGCCUCCGCGAUGAUGGAACCGUGUUUACUGACCCACCCAUGAUGCGUGGAGUACCCCUUGCAAAGAUUAGCCCAGAUCACCCGUACUGGGAGAGCGACUGGGUGCCGCUGGAGGAGAUUGUGGUGCCCCAGAUGCAAAGGUAUCAGGAGAAAUACGAGAGGCUGGAGCAGGAGGGAACAAAGCAUCGGGACAAGCAUCUCGCGAACCGUGAUGCCAAGCGCGGCCGCACUAUUCUCAAGUUCCUCGAAGAAGGGGAGCUACACCCCUACCAGCUCGUUGGCAAGGAGGUGCUGAACCCGAAAAUCACCUGCUACGAAGCGCUGUACCGAAUGGCUCAGCUCCUCAUGGAAGAUUUACCCAAGUUCAAUCUCGACAUUACGCCAUCCCAGUGGCUGCGUCACCGUAUUUACGAGCUCCAUCAGGAGAAAGGCAACAAGUUCAGUCUCUCGCACUGGCUGGAGAAAGCGUACAGCGACCUCAAAGUGGAACAAGGUCGGAGAGUGAAUGGCUUGCCCACGAUUGGGCGUCCGCCGGCUCACCGCAUGUCCAAGGGUGGUGGUGACGGCGAGAGCAGCAAGAAGAAGGGGACGCCGCGGGCCCUGAAGCGAAAAGAGCCGCACUCGACCCCAGAGUCAACACCGCGGCGGACAGAUCAUACAGCCAGCGGCAACAAGGCCCCGACAGGAGCGGCUAACGCAGCCCCAGCGACCGGACAGCAAAAGGGCAAGGGCAAGGCGAAACUAGAAGGCGGACAGCCCCAUUCGGGCGCAAACACGCCCAACAAGAAGCAGCGCCUUACGGUCAAGGCCCAUGGCUCGGCCAGGAGCAGAACUCCCGCGGCGGCCGACCUCGACGAUGGCUAUACGUCGACCGACUCGAUCAGCAAGGACACACUGACGAUAAUCGAUUGGCGUAUCCAGCAGGUCAAGACGCGCGACAUUGCGAGCAAUCCACGUGUGACCCAGUACUGGCACUGGGUGGACGACAAGGGCGAGGGCCUGUUUGAGCACCAGGUCCUGCGCACCGUGAAGCCGCCCACGUGGUCCGUCUUCAAGGACCCAUACGACUUCCACCUCCGCCUCGACGAGAUUGACCGGGCCAUGCACGCAUUGGGCAACGCCAAGGUUGUCAUUGCGCACAAGAAGGGCCCCAACGGGGAGGAUGUCAAUCCCAGGGGUGAUAUCAUGGCCCAGUUCAAGAGGGAGCGGACCAAGCGGAGGUUUUUGUCGUUUCUGAAGCGGUUGGGGGUUAAGUUGGUUGACGUGACGAAUGCGCACAUGGAGGCCAUGUGGAAUUCUCUCGACCCAGAGACCCUCCCUGCUGGCGACUCGGAUUAGAAGUGGGAGCGCCGUGGUUAGCGAGUAUCUACUUACUUAGCGAACACAUGCAAAAGAGGGGGGGCUUGCUGAUUAACUACCUACCUAUACGGGCGCGACUGGCGAUGGCCAUACUACAUAAUACCAGCAGGGAGGGGUGGGUCGAGUUUGAUGUCGAGGGAGAUGGCAUAUAAUAAUAACUCCCUCGGUUACCUACCAGACAUCUGCGUUAGUGGGUACUCAC